CUCAUAUAUUAUUAUUCUUUGGAUGCUGUUUUAAUGUUAAAACACUGGUUGUUAAAAGUAUUGGCAACCCCACAGUCUCCAUCUACCUUCCUUACUGUGGAAAACAACACUGACUCUCUCUAAUUCACUCCGCGUGUUUUCAGUAGGUUCAAAUACACAGAAUGUGAUCUCUACACAACACUCUACACUAUUUUGUGUCUGGAUGCAGGUUUACAUCAUGAACAUGUCCUAAACACUCAGUCAUAAACUUCUGGUACGAUGCUGCUUCUUUGUAAAAAGGUUUCUGAGAAGGUUUUUCAGGGUGAAGUCCUCUCUCGGUUUGGUAAAAUGAUGUGUGUGAUGAUGUCAUACUUAACCAUUUUUACUAUUAACACUGGCUUUCUCUUACACCAGCAGAAUGGAAAUGGUCUAAUUAAUUAUUUUCACUCAGUAUAAAUAAAUGAAUGAUGUUGUGUCUGUGAGUCUGAUCUAAAACGAGUCUGUCGUCUUUCAGUGUGUUUUAGACGUGUGUUUUUCCCUCUGUUGGAGAACCGUACACAGAAUUUUACUGGUUGAAGAUGAAAUCUGAGCUGCUUUUUAGAUGAACAAGCACUUGGAGAACAUCUCAGAGAGCAGAAAUGGGUUGAGAUCAACAUUUACUUUGAAGAUCAUUUUUGUUUUUCUGGAACUUUUCUAUGACUAUAUCACCCCUAGUAGUCUAGAGAAAAACAGAAAUCCUUAUGAAACACUACAAAUUCUUAAAAUCCUGACCGUCUACUUAUAUAUGAGCUUCAUGUUAACCUCCACUGUGGAGUGAGACAUGACCAAGCAUCCAAUCUUCAACAUGGACACACAAGAAAACUCCAUAUUUUUUAACAAAUUGACUAAAUUUGUUAAAUGUUGGUUGCUAGAUCUUUCUAGACAUCAUGGCUGCUCAGCACUGAGUUUUGUGUCCUGACCAAUCCUGAGGAGCAUCAGUGUCAUUAGGAUCAGCUGUGUAGGAGUGGCUUUACUUCACUGCUGAACAUCACGUCUGUUCUCAGGUUGGAGCUGUUGAGCUUGAGUUGGUGUCUUUUCCUCAAUUUUCCUCAGUGGUUUCCUUCACUCCUGGCCACUGAGAACCUUAACAGAACCUCAUGAUAUUCAGGAUCUGUGUAGGUCUGUGAGUGUUUUCUUCAACACAGUUAAACACACUGCUAAGCUUGUUUAAACUGCCACAAGCCUCCCUUUCAUUACCAUGCCACCUUUCUAUGAGUUUUGUGCUUUCUGGCUUCUGGUGGUUGCUGGUGCAGGCGAGGCUUUCAGCCAGCGACCUGGUUUGAGUCUGGAGUGUCUUGGAAAUGUUAUGAAGCUUACCUCGAAUCGCUCGCUGUCUUCUGGACGUCAGCUCAAAGUUGAAGCCAUCAACGGUUCCCAGCACGUGAUGCUAACAGGAGCAGUGUCGAGUCAGUGUGGCUACAGCAUGGAGUCUGAUCCCUGGGGAAAUACCAGAAUCUACACCUCACUGCUGAGCUGCUUUACUCAUAACCAUGGCGAUGCCGUGUUUGAUAUCGGACUGCGCCUGAAGUUUUUCGGGAAUCACAUGUCUGACAAUGUGCUGGAGGUGGAAAAGACUUGUGAAUACAAUCAGUGGGCUUCACGCGAGAUCCUCUGCGAGAGAAACUUCAUGGAGGUCUCGGUCCAUAGAGGACGCCUUGAUCUGAAUCUGCUGAAACAGCCGAGACCAGCGGUGGCAGGAACCACCGGAUACUCGGCCGAUCAGCAGGCCUCCACCACUCUCGGCAAUAUCUGGAGGAUGGUCUUCUACACACCCAAUGAAAAGCCGAUGAUGUUGGAGGAGGUUCGUAAUGCAGGUUACGGCGUAUCGAUGACUCCAACACGACUGGUCUUGCGAAGCCCCUAUAACACACCUGAAACAUAUACUGAGGAUGUGAACGGGGUGCAGAUGGAGGUCUUUAAAGUGAGCACCUACUUCAAGCAGGCUUGGUCUGUAACCAUUGUUGACAGUGCUGCUGUCUGUCCAACUGGUGGACUCCAUUUUACUCUCAAACUCAUCACAUGGUACAUGCCCCAGUACAUCAGUCCUCUGAUGACGGCUCCUCAACAUCAAAUGUAUGAAAUAUACAUGGGGAUUAAUGGAAAGAGGCUCAAUCAAACCGAGAUGAGCGCUCGGGGCUAUACCAUGAUGAUGACCAAGAACCAAGUUAUCAUUUCCUUGCCUGUCGGUGGACCAGAUGGCUAUUAUAAGAGCAGCGUGCUGGAUAACCAGUACCACAUCACUUACAGUGUUGAACCGAUGCUGGAAAUGCUGUGGAUGGAAGGAAAGUCUGAAAUCACCAGAUACAAAGUUCACUAUCCGAUCAUCACGCCACCGGAGCUUCGGCCGCCUCACAUCACGAGCGACACUGAUUCAGACUCAGAAGUGUUUCGUAUAACGCUGGGCUCCUUCCUGCCCGAUGUGGAGCUGUUGAACUUCACCUUGUCCACUGGAGUGAUGAGUGUUGAAGAGGCCAACAACAGAGGAUUUAACGUGCAGCAACACUUAUUCCCUAACGGCUCCAAAGCUUUCAGUAUGGAGGUCCCCUUCUCUCAUCCUGCUGUCCUCAGAACUAAUGUGAAGCUGGUGAGCGUGGUCCACAGUCUCCCCAUCACCUUUGGCUUGUUGGUGCUUCCUGAAUUCGUUUUCUUUUCUCACUCUGCUUUAGUGGAAGCUGUUCGUGAGGACAUCAAGAUGAUUUCUAUGAAUGGAGUGUGUGAUGACAGGAACUUCUACAUCACAAUCGAACACGGGAACCACAGCUUUAAAGUGAGGGUCGGCACACGUGACCUCUCGGCUGACCUCCAUACAGAGUACAGCCUAAAGCGGAACAGCACUCAUCUAAACAUGACCGUGCCUUUCCUCACACAGGAUGUCGUGUUUGUGACAGCCAAUCAGUCCUCAGUGAGAGCUCGUAUUAAUGUAGAAAUAAUCCAGAAGAACUGGCAGUUUAAAAACUUCUCCCUGGCUUGCACCUUUCCCUUGAUCAUGACAGAAUGUUUUGCAAACGGCUCCAUCACCGCACUGGCUGUCAAGGUGAAAUCGGCGACCCAGAUGAUCCCAAGCCAGUUGACGCUGAAGGAUCCGUCGUGUAAACCCGCCUUCAGCAACACCCGCUUUGCGUACUUCUCUUUCAACGCAAGCAGUUGUCAAACCACCAGAACGUUCCACGAUGGCAUCAUGACGUACCAGAACACGAUCUCGAUGGGCGACAGGAAGACUGAUGCACUGGCGUCGGAAUACGCCACAAAAAACGGUCCUGAGUAUAGUGUGUCGGUGGUCUGCAACUACAAGCUAACCAAAACACUGGCUAUGACGUUCUCCACCGUGUCGCAAGCAAGCUCACUUCACGCGGAUCCUGGGUUUGGAGAGCUGCAUGUCAGGAUGAGGCUCGCGAGAGACGCCUCUUACGAUGCCUUCUACAUGGCUGAGGAAUAUCCAGUGGUUCAGUAUCUAAAGCAGCCUCUGUACUUCGAGGUGGAGCUGAUGCAGUCCAUUGACCCACAAAUAGAGCUGGUGCUGGAGAACUGCUGGGCUUCGGCUAAUCACAGAGGCUCUGUGCUGAGCUGGGAUCUGGUUGUGAACGGCUGUGCGAAUCCAGCAGACAGUUACCAAAUAACAUUCUACCCCGUCACGUCUGACGCCCGGGUUCGAUACCCGAAUCACUUGAGGCGCUUCAGAAUCGAGAUGUUUACUUUCGUCAAAGACGACAUGCCUCUUCAUGAUCAGAUCCUGGUCCACUGUGAAACUGUUCUGUGUGACGUCCACCAGUCUGACGAGGACUGUAACGCCAGGUGUCCGUCGUCUAAGGUGGAAAAUGUUAAAAGAGGACGCAGAAACAUGGGACAUGAACAGCACAGGAUGUGGGUCUCGUCUGGAAAGAUUUUCCUCUCUAGCUUGUAGCUCAGAUAUGAAUAAAGUGUUGACUCAAAGCCAUGUCUCUCGAGCUUGUCCCACUGUAUCUCUGCUCGCUUCCUUCAGGAGGCCUUUUGAUUUUUUCAAAGGUGUUACAUCCAGGUGAACUGUCAUUAAGAGCAUACAGUCAUGUCUGCUCACACCUGCCACUUUUAAAUAACAAUUCAUUCACACCUUUUCCCCAAACCCUCAGUGGACAUCCUCAAGGAUUUAUUACAACCUGAUCAACAUUUAAAAACAGGUCCGAGUGACUUCAGUGCCAUUUCCACACCUAUACUAGGUUACAGGUAGCUUAUGACCUCUUUUGAAAGUGUAGGUGGACGUUUCAGUUCGCUCCAUUCACUCAGGUUUUGUCUCAUCUGUUUUGGUUCAGAAAGAAGUAAGAUUUAAAAUAAAUUGGAUAAAAGCUAAAUGCAUCACUUUUGGGUCUAAAUGUGCGAGUGUAUGAAAAGACACUCUUAAUGGCCUUUAUUCACUGGAGAUGCUUCAAAAGAGUAGAACAGUUAAAAGCCUUUAUAAAAUGAAUUGUAUUAGUUGUGUGGUGUUUGGAGGAGAUGGGUUGAAAUAGUGAGAGGGUGGGAUAGAUGGGGAUGGAGAAAGGGAGGUUGGUGAACAGAUGGAUGGAGAGAGAAAGACUGAUAGGGAGAAAGUGGAAGGGAUGGAUAGAUGGAAGGAAAGAGAAGGCAGAUUGAUGUAUUGAGUGAUAGUUGGAUAGAAAUAGUGAGAGGAUGUAUGGAUGGGGAGAUGGCUUGAGAUGGAGGAAGGGAGCUGGAUCGAUGGAUGGAUGGGUGGGUAUAAAGAGUGAGAGGGGUGGAUGGAUGAGUAGAGAGAGAGAGAGAGGUACUGACUGGGAGAAAGUGGAAGGGAAAGAUAGAUGAGGAUGGAGAAAGAUGGAUAGAAAAAGAGAA
Messenger RNA from Hemibagrus wyckioides, 4839 nucleotides. It is a transcript of the gene zpax1, whose product is annotated as zona pellucida protein AX 1. The transcript is spliced from 21 exons. The record is from RefSeq and is a predicted model, not a curated record. Bases 1217 to 3919 code for a protein of 900 amino acids. NCBI's taxonomy places the organism in Eukaryota, Metazoa, Chordata, Actinopteri, Siluriformes, Bagridae.